GGCGCAUUUAUGCUUGUUUGAGAAUAUGGAUGAACAGAAUUGAGAUAGGAUAGAAUAUAAACAUGAUAAUUGGUUGUAAGUCGACAUUAUUCAAUGCCGGAAUAGUAACUCCGGCGACUUGUAAUAAUGCGAUUUCAGCACCCCCUUACUAUAGAUACGAUAAUAGCUACUGCUCAUUCCGGAGCUCUUAUUAUAAUACAUAUUCUUUGAAUUUGAAGAAGAAGAAGAAGAAAAAGAAAAGACUCCAAUGUGCAUGCUGCUCUUUAGUGCUUCCUCUUCUUCCCUUUCCUUUAGAACAGGUGCUUGUUCCGUCGGAGACCAAGACACUUCAUCUGUAUGAGGCAAGAUAUCUGCAACUCCUCGAGGAGUCUGUUUCUAGGCAGAAGAACUUUUUUGUGCACUUUGUGUUGGAUCCUAUAGUAGUUGGUUAUGCAACAUCAGGACCUUCUUUUGCUGCUCGAUAUGGUUGUUUGUCUGUAAUAGAGAAAGUGGAGCGACUAGAUGUUGGUGCCUUGGUCUCUGUAAGGGGGGUAGGCCGUGUCACAAUUGCAAAAUUUGAGCAGUCCGAGCCCUACUUGAAGGGAAUGGUCCUACCACUUCAGGAUAAUGUACCAGAUGACCUUAGCAAUAUUAGCAAGAAGGUGCUGGAAUUGAAGAAAGCACUUCACAGUUUAAAUAGCUUGGAAAUAAAGUUGAAGGCCCCCAAGGAGGCAGCUCUGCAGACUCAGACAGCUAACUCAUUAUCUUGGUCUGAGAAAGAAUUUCUAGUAGAUUGCGAGAAAUAUUUUUUACCAUCCAUUGCCGAGCGUGUAUCCUUUGCAGCACUUCAACCUAUCUCAGGAACAUCUCAGUCAGAACUGCUAGAGCUGCAGAAAGAAAAGUUAAACGCAAUGGAUAUCAAAGAGACACUUGAAAGGCUGGAAAUGAGUUUGAAGCUUGCAAAUAACAACAUAUCUGUGGUUGUAGCAAAGCUUGCUAUUCAGUCCUUGAAUCUGCAGUAAAAUAGAAUCACGGAUGGAAUUGUACCUUAGCCAGGGGAGAUAAUAAGCACAAGGAUUGCUGCUCUGUAUCAGUGCAAGCAAUAGAUUUCAGUUAUGUACAAAUUACUCCUUUUUUGUUGAAUACAAUUGCUGCUUCUGUAAGAACUUGAAUGGAGAAAGAACAAAUUAAUAGAUAACACGUGUAUGUAUGUUGCUUUAGACUA
This is a messenger RNA of Daucus carota subsp. sativus, 1204 nucleotides long. RefSeq lists its product as uncharacterized. The coding region runs from base 63 to 1001 and encodes 312 amino acids. The transcript is spliced from 7 exons. The record is from RefSeq and is a predicted model, not a curated record. Lineage: Eukaryota; Viridiplantae; Streptophyta; Magnoliopsida; Apiales; Apiaceae.